This is a messenger RNA of Entrophospora candida, 2119 nucleotides long. Lineage: Eukaryota; Fungi; Glomeromycota; Glomeromycetes; Entrophosporales; Entrophosporaceae. The record is from the annotation of a GenBank genome assembly.
AUGCCGAUUAGAAAAAGCAACAAAAUAAAAUUACGACACACCAAUGUGAGAGUAGCCUCAGACAAACCAGGAUUAGUUUCAGCAGAAGAUGCUGAAUCAGUACUAAUUCUGACUGAAGGAGAAUCAGCUAGGGCAUUUGCCUUAGCUGGUUUGGAGGCUACAAAUAACAAGAAGUGGGGAGUUCACUCCCUACAAGGAAAGCUCUUGAACGUGAGGGAUGCAACAGUACAACAAGUUGCUCAAAAUGAGGAGGUCCAGGCCUUGAUUAAGGUCCUUGGAUUGGAACAAGGUAGGACCUAUGAUUCGUUGAGCAACUUGAAGUACAGAAGUUUAUUGGUCAUGGCUGAUCAAGAUCUUGACGGAAGUCAUAUCACCGGCCUGAUCAUAAACUUCUUAGAUUGCUUGUUCCCUUCACUUUUAAGACAAUAUUUCCUACAAAAAUUUGUUACUCCAAUUGUGAAGUGCACAAAAGACAAAACAGAGAAUAAAGUGUCUACAUUGGCUGGAUAUGUUUCUGACAACUCUGCAUACCACCAUGGUGAAUCCAGUCUUCACUCAACUAUAAUUAAACUUGCACAAGACUUUGUAGGAUCCAACAACAUCAAUCUACUAGAACCUAUUGGCCAGUUUGGGAAAAGAAAUGAUGGUGGUAAAAGUCCAGCAAGUGCACAUUAUAUUAAAACCAAGCUCUCAAGAUUUGCAAGAUUAAUUUACCACCCAGAUGAUGAUAUUUUAUUAGACUACCUGAAUGAUGAUGGUAAAAGUAUUGAACCUAAAUGGUACGUUCCUAUCAUUCCAAUGGUAAUGAUCAAUGGUGCAGAAGGCAUAGGAACAGGUUGGAGCACCAGUAUUCCUAAUUUCAAUCCCAAGGACAUUAUUGACAAUUUGAAAAGAAAGAUCAAAGAUGAAGAUAUGGUCCCAAUGCAUCCUUGGUAUCGUGGAUUUUAUGGAGAGAUCAAACCAACUGAGCUCAAUAAAUACACAUCACAUGGAAUAAUUUCCAAAACAAAUGAUACACAUGUUGUAAUAUCAGAACUACCAGUUCGCAAGUGGACUGAGGAUUACAUAUCCAAAACUCUUAAUGAUUUCAGAGAAAACAACACAAUCAGUAACAUUUCUAGAAACAAUUGCACUAAUGAAAUGAUAGAUCUUGAAAUUGAAUUAACUGUUGAGCAAAUGGAAAAAGCAGAGGAAAAGGGACUCAAAAAGGCAUUCCAAUUAACAAAUUUUCUGACAAUGUCAAAUAUGAUUUGUUUUGAUUCAAACAAUAAACUUGCAAAGUAUGACUCCCCAGAAGACAUCAUAGAAGAAUUUUACCAUGAACGAUUGAAGCUUUAUGUUGAAAGAAAAAAUCACUUGAUUAAAGAUUUGCAGAAACAAAUUAGUAUAAUUGAUGGUAAAGUAAAGUUUAUUAAUAUGAAGCUUGACUCAACAUUAAAGUUUGAAGGAUUAAAGAAGGCAGAAAUCAUAAAACUUCUUGAAUCCCAUGAAUUUGAGAAAAUAUACAAUGUGCAGCCUGAAGAAGAUUCAUCUGAGAGUACUGAGAUCAACAGAAACAUCAAAGGAUAUGAUUACCUUAUGAAUCUUACAUGUUGGGACUUUAGUAGAGAAGAAGUGGACAAAUAUGAAAAUAAAAAGAAGUCUCUAUAUUCUGAAUUGGAAACAAUUUCAGAAAUAAGCACUCAAGAUUUAUGGCUCAAGGAUCUUGAGAAACUUGAAGCAGCAUGGGUGGAUGCCAAUCAAGAAAAUGUAUCAACUUCUACCCAUGAAAAUAUUGAAGAUGAAACAGAAGAAAUAAUUUCAGAAAUUAACACUCAAAAUUUACAGCUCAAGGAUCUCAAUGAACUUGAAGCAGCAUUGGACAGGUUUGUGGAUGCCAAUCAAAAAGAAAAUGCAUCAACUUCUACUGAUGUUAAUAUUGAUUCAGAUGAAACAGAUGCAACUGAAGAAAUAAUUUCAGAAAUGAGCACUCAAAAUUUAUGGCUCGAGGAUCUCAAUGAACCUGAGGCAUCAACUUCUACUGGGACAGCUGCAAGCAGCAGCAAAAGAAAAGCAAAAAAAAUGGUUGAUGAAGCUGGAUCAACCAAAAAAAAAAAAAAGAUGAAAAAUUUACCAAAUA